AUGGGAGUGUUUUCCAAUAAAAUUGACAGAGAACACUUGAAACCCGGCGAUCACAUUUACUCUUGGAGGCAGGCAUACAUCAUUGCCCAUCACGGAAUAUAUGUUGGUAUGGGAAUGGUGAUCCACUUCACUAGAGGAGCAGCACGAGAAACUGGAACAGGAUUUCAUCGUGGUACUCGUGAGACAGCAUGCCCUAGAUGUGGUUACAAAAUAAAGACUGAGGGGGUCACCAGAACCUGCUUGGAGUGUUUUCUUCGUGGUGGAUAUCUAUACUUGUUUGAGUAUGGUGUCUCGUCUGCAUUUUUUCUAGCCAAAGCUAGAGGGGGAACUUGCAGCACUGCAUCUUCUGAUCCAACUGAGGCUGUUCUUCGCCGUGCUUGGUUUCUUCUCAAGGCUGGUUUUGGUGGCUACCAUUUGUUCAAGAAUAACUGUGAAGACUUUGCAAUGUACUGCAAAACAGGGUUGCUUGUAGUCACAAACAUCAGCGUAGGGCAAAGUGGACAAGCAACAUCUCUAUUAGCUGCUGCUGGUGCCUUAGUUUCUUCAUCACUUGUGUUUAUGACCACUAGCUUGUGUGGUCUUGCUUUGGUUGGAUGUGGCAUGUAUUGUGUUAGUAGAUAUGUUUCUGAUAUUGGAGUACGCUGUGAUGUAUCAAAAGUUUCGGUAGAGAGGAUUCAUGAGGUGGCCAAAGAAGAUUGGAUGCAAGAAUUUGUUGCAAGGGUUGGAGAAGUUAUUACAUGGUCUAGAUUAUGUGGUAUAAAUGAAUACUUACAAAAUAUGUAA
Vigna radiata var. radiata (mung bean) is the source of this 783-nucleotide messenger RNA. RefSeq lists its product as uncharacterized. Bases 1 to 783 code for a protein of 260 amino acids. The transcript has 2 exons. The record is from RefSeq and is a predicted model, not a curated record. NCBI's taxonomy places the organism in Eukaryota, Viridiplantae, Streptophyta, Magnoliopsida, Fabales, Fabaceae.